UUGAGAAGACGCGUAUAAUAACAAGUUAACCGGUUCAACUCAACUCGAGGGCUAAAUUGAGGGAGUAUUUGUAUAGUUUGUCAUUUUUCCCUUGAAAUUUAAAGGUCUUUAUGAAGACUUUGAGUUAGCCAAAAUUAUCAAAAGAACAAAAGAAAGGGAAAAAAAAAAAAAAAACAGCUCUCUCAGUCUGUUUCUCACCGGUCACUUCCGACUAACCAAACAUAGAGAAAGUGCCAUUUUUUCUUGAAUACUGAAUCGAACUUUUUUAUUUUUUGGCUUUAGUAAUAGACUUUGGAUCAGUCAAAGUGGAAGAUUGGCGACGAUCUGUGGGUGUUUGGCCCUUUAAAUCAAAGCAACAACAACAACGACAACAACAAAAAGAAAGAUGGAGCUGUUCAUCUCUGUUUGUUUAUGGUUGAUUUUGGCUUUGCAUUUGGGUCUCCGAGUUGCCAGCAAUGUGGAAGUCGAAGGAUUGGCGACGCUGUGGAGACUUGGCUCUUCACAUCAAAGCAACCAAAAGGAAAAAAAGAUGGAGCGGCUCAUCUCUGUUUGUUUAUGGUUGAUUUUGGCGUUGCAUUUGGUUCUUCGAGUUACCGGCAAUGCAGAAGGCGACGCUUUGCAUGCAUUGAAGAACAAUUUGGCUGACCCUAAUAACGUGCUUCGAAGUUGGGAUCCAACCCUUGACAACCCUUGCCGAUGGUUCAAUGUUACAUGUAAUAAUGAAAGUAGUGUAACAAGAGUUGAAGUUGGGAAUGCAAAUCUAUCUGGUAAAUUGGUUCCAGACCUGGGUCUUCUUACGAAUUUGCAGUACUUGGCGCUGGUUGGUAAUAACAUAUCCGGGGUAAUCCCAGAGGAACUUGGAAAUUUGACCAACUUGGUGUGCUUGAAUCUUAGCAUCAAUGCUUUAACCGGACACAUUCCAACCACUCUGGGCAAGCUUACAAAACUGCGUUUUCUGCGUCUCAAUAACAACUCAUUGACAGGUCAAAUUCCUAUGGCCUUAACUACUAUUGAUACACUGCAAGAGCUGGAUCUUUCAAAUAAUCGGCUAGAAGAACCCUUUUUUGUGUCAAUUCCUAUCAGUUUUAAUAAUAAUCUACUCAAUUGUCCUCCUCCUACCCCAUUGCUUCCUGUUUCACCAACAGCUCCAACUUCAUCAGGUGUCAGUGGCGGUGCUGUUGCUGUUAUUGUUGGAGUUGUUGCUAUAGCUGUCUUCUCGGUUUCCGUUCCUGUGAUUAUAUAUGUUUUGUGGCGUAAUAGGAAACGGCAGCAUCUUUCCUUUAACCGACCUGCUAAGCGCCCAGAGUUUCAUUUGGGACAACUUAAAUGGUUUUCUUUACGUGAACUACAAGAGGCAACAGAAUUUUUUAGUGAGAAAAAUGUGGUGGGUAGUGGUGGUUCUGGUAGAGUUUAUAAAGGUCGCUUAGAUGAUGGUUCUGUUGUGGCAAUAAAAAGACUGAAACAGAGGCGUACUCAAGGUGGAUUGCAGCAGUUCCAAACAGAGGUCGAAAUGGUAAGUAUGGCUGUGCAUCGGAAUCUACUACGUCUACGUGGCUUUUGCUUGACCCCUACAGAACGGCUGCUUGUCUAUCCCUUUAUGCUUAAUGGUAGUGUUCGAUCCUGUUUAAGAGAGCGUCCAGAGUCUCAAGCACCACUUGAUUGGGGUGUAAGAAAACGGAUUGCACUGGGGGCUGCGAGGGGGCUUGAAUAUUUGCACGAUCAUUGUAACCCCAAGAUUAUACACCGUGAUUUGAAGGCUGCAGAUAUAUUGUUGGAUGAGAAUUUUGACGCAGUUGUUGGAGGCUUUGGGCUGGCCAAACUGAUGGACUACAAAGAUACUCAUGUCAUAACUGCUGUUCGUGGCACAAUUGGUCAUAUAGCCCCUGAAUACCUGUCAAGUGGAAGGGCAUCAGAGAAAAUUGAUGUUUUUGGGUAUGGAAUUAUGCUUCUGGAACUCAUUACAGGACAAAAGGCUGUUGAUAUUGCUCGGUUAGCAAAUGAUGAUGAUGUCAUGUUGCUUGAUUGGGUAGAAGGGCUACUGAAAGAAAGGAAGUUGGAAACGCUGGUCGACUCUGAUCUUCAGGGUAAUUACAUAGAGGAAGAAGUGGAACAGCUAAUGCAGGUGGCUCUUUUAUCCACUCAAAGCACCCCAAUGGGAAGGCCUAAGAUGGGUGAAGUGGUGAGAAUGGUGGAGGGUGAUGGCUUGGCUGAAAGAUGGGAAGAUUGGCAGAAGAGGAAAAUGUUCCAUCAAGAGUUUAACAAUACCCACCACCCCAAUGUGAAAUGGUUUAUCCCGGACUCCACUUCUCGCAUCCUUCCAGAUGAAUUAUCUGGUCCUAGAUGACCACUUCUACAAAUAGUAAGUCUUUUGGCUGAGCUGGUUUUGUACUUCAGAUGAACCACUUCUCUCUUGUUACUGUAACUUUUAUAGGGUUAUGCCAAUGCCAACAACAGUGGUGAAAACAGUAGGUUCUAUAGGAAAAAAACAGCAUAAGAACUAAGAAGGGCGAUCAAAGCAGCAUCCACGUACGUUAGUCUAAACUGAUAUAUUGUUUAUUACAUUAAACUUUUAUGCAUCCUUUCUAUCAUUCUCCUGCUUUCCUGCUUAUAACUCAUUUUCAAAAGUGUCAUUUCUUUUCCUGUAAAAUGACACUAGAGGCUGAUGUUAAAUAUUUGGAUAUGCCGUAUGAAAAACUUAGAAAAAGUUAAAUA
Messenger RNA from Gossypium raimondii (Peruvian cotton), 2712 nucleotides. Its product is annotated as BRASSINOSTEROID INSENSITIVE 1-associated receptor kinase 1. The coding region runs from base 386 to 2344 and encodes 652 amino acids. The transcript has 12 exons. The record is from RefSeq and is a predicted model, not a curated record. Gene Ontology annotation, biological process: protein phosphorylation. Gene Ontology annotation, molecular function: protein kinase activity; protein binding; ATP binding. NCBI's taxonomy places the organism in Eukaryota, Viridiplantae, Streptophyta, Magnoliopsida, Malvales, Malvaceae.